AUGAUUUAUUACAUCAACACAUUCACCGUUCAACAGGAAUGCUGUUCGAUAUUCACCUCAAAGUCUUUUGAUCUAGUGUCUCCAUUUCUGUCCUCAGGGGCUAUCCUGGGCCGGUCAGAGACGCAGGAGUGUAUCCACUACAACUACAACCCCAACCCUGCUGCCAUCCAAGAGAACCGGGGGAACCGCAGUGGCAUCGAGACGUGUGCCGGGGAGAAGGACAAGCGGAGACACUGCUUUGCCACCUGGAGGAAUGUGUCGGGAAUCGUAGAUAUCGUCAAGCAGGGCUGCUGGCUGGAUGAUACCAACUGCUAUGACAGGUAGGGCCAAUUGCAUCAGGGCUCUGUGGGGGUGGGUUGGAUAACAUGUGUGAUCUGUUACAACACACCAAUGACACACGGUGGAAUAACUAAGUGUAUCAUUGGUGUGUUGCAAUGGAUCACAAAUGUUAUCAGUAUAUCAGUAGUAGUAUCUCCAUUCUGUGUGAGGACUUGGUCGGCCCAUGAAUAUGAUGUGAAAGGUGUCGAUUGGGGAGCAAGAAAAAUCAUCAUGAAUGUGGUUCCUUGCCAAAUGUCAGCAUCAGCAGUCUCAACUUGUUCAAACAGCUACACCACUGCGAUAAACAAUUGAGCUUCUUCUCAAGUAAUUUAACACCUGCAAUGGUUUUUUAGACAAGCUAGGCCUAGAUGUUUGCAUAUUGCAAAUGUGCCCUGUGAGCCAGAACAGACAGAUAGAGAUGGAUAAAACAUUUCCUCACUUAGGGUUAUAUAUCCAUAUAUCACCUGAUGUUAAGUGGAACACUUUAGCCUCCCCCUCCAUUCCACCAAAUUGUAAUGUUAUCUGCCCAGCUAUCCAUCCAGCAUGUCAGCUAGCGUUGCCAGAAACAUUCUCUGUCAUAGCGUGCGAGAUCCCAGGCCCAGAAAGGCUGAUUUACCAGGCGGCUCUUGUCUUAGCAUGCCGUUGAACCCGUUUACCUUCCACCUGCAGUAACCAUCGAUGUGUUUUUGAAGUGUGGCAUGCUGCCAUGUGAUUACUCAAUGUAGAGCAACCGGUAGCUCCGACCGUGCGGCAACUUACCAAUGUGUGUGUACUCUAGAUGUAAACAACAGCCAAAAGAUUGUGCAAUAAAAAAUGUGUAAACAUAGUUUGGAGUGAAUACUGCUCAUUUUGUUUCUUCUUGGGCUAAUAAGCUUGUUUAUCUAUUCAGGGAUGUUCAAAGAAUGGAGUGUAGCUUUGAUAUGGUUUAGCUGCCAUGGAAUGUAAGUUUGUCAGUUAAAUAUAGAAUUCAUUAUUUAUUUCCUUCCUUUUUUGUUCCAAACUUACGAGGUGUAACAAAAAAUACUUGUUUACAGGAAGUAGCCUACUGUACCUACAACAACAUGAACUACAGCAUCAUAUUUUUACAUCCAUUAUAUUACUAUUCCUGUAGAGCUCCAGUCUAAAGCUCAAGGACAGUUUCCAAAAUUCUGAAAUACCACAUUUUCCUUAGAUAUACAAUUGCAACCCAAAGAAACAAAAUAAGUUACAAAAGUUUAGAAAAGGGAAGGUUUGCUAAGCUAUCGGGGCCCGAAGGGACCAAGAUUUUGCUACGUUGUUGUGACAACAUUGUCUCUCUCUUUUCCAGAACUGAAUGUGUGGAGACGAAGGAAAGUCCGGAUGUGUUCUUCUGUUGCUGUGAAGGAAACAUGUGCAACCAAAAGUUAUUCUACACCCCCGACAACACACAAGCUGUUCAGAGUAAGUUGUGUGUGCGAGCAUGCUUGUGUUCCUGUAUGUAACACCAUAUCAACUGAAAAAUCUGUUGUGCUCAAAUCUGAAAUCCGUGCCUUUGUCCUAAGCGUGACCUUUUGACUUUUGUUAAUAGCCCAAUCUGUUAGUUAGUCAUCUUUUAUUCUCUCACGUUACAUAAUGCUGACACUCUGCGUAACCGCUCUGCUUCGUCAAAUCUGCUCCAUAUUCCGGGAAGUGUGCGGCGUGGUGUGGUGUGCCCAGUUCCAGUGAGUGUGCAGUGAGCUCAGGCAUGUGCCAUGGCGUGUCGGACAGUGUCCUGUGUGGCUUCAUGUGUGUCAUGCAUCAGGGAUUGCUGUGUCUUUCAGAUUAAAGGGGAUGAUCUGUCCUCCUUAUCCCCUUUGAGCUAACGGGCCUCACUGCUAAACAUCCUCUUAGCAGGAGGAGGAAUGCAGUGACUCAGUCAGAGGAGGUGUAGCUAGCUGGGUCUGGGCACACUGACGUCAGCUUCCUCCCCUGGCGCUGCUCGCUCUUCCAAGCAACAAUCCUUCCUUGGUCCUGGAACUCAAUCUACAUUCUUCCCGUAAUUGUUGAUAAAAAAAUAAAUAUAUAAUAAUCUGAGCACAUCCUCAAAGAAUGCAGAAUAUCUAAUCAGAAAUCUCUUAAUGUUCCUUGGUUCUGGAAUUUCUUGGUUCUGGCAAAGAAAUUCCGUAAUUGUUAAAAAAACUAACAUUUUUUUAGCACAUCAUCAGUUAAGUAUAAAGAAAAGAGAAAUCUAAUCAGUGAUCAGAAAUGCCUUAAUGUUGUGGUUGGGUAACUCCUUUUCCUGUUGCACUAUUGUUGCUCAACAAUGAACAGAAAUGCCCUUUUCAGAAUAGUCAUUAAUUCACGGGGAAAACAUUUGUGUGUUCUUGCAUUGGAGUCAGAUAGAGGUUAUACAAUAGAUACACUCACUGGUCAGUUUAUUAGGUACACCCAUCUAGUACCGGGUCAGCCUCAAGAACAGCCUAAAUUCUUUGGGGCAUGGCAUUCAAUCGUUGCUCAAUUGGUAUCAAGGGACCUAACGUGUGCCAGGAAAACAUUCCCCACACCAUUACACCACCAUCACCAGCCUGUAUUGUUGAUACCAGGCAGGAUGGGGCCAUGGACUCAUGCUGCUUACGCCAAAUCCUGACUCUGCCAUCAGCAUGACGAAACAGGAACCAGGAUUUGUCGGACCAGGCAAUAUUUUUCCACUCCUCAAUUGUCCAGUGUUGGUGAUCACCCGUCCACUGGAGCCGCUUCUUCUUGUUUUUAGCUGACAGGAGUGGAAAUGGUGUGGUUGUCUGCUGCAAUAGCCCAUCUGUGACAAGGAUCGAGGAGUUGUGCGUUCUGAGAUGCCGUUCUGCACACCACUGUUGUACUUCGCCGUUAAUUGCCUGUUUGUGGCCCGCCUCUUAGCUUGCACGAUUCUUGCCAAUCUUCUUCGACCUCUCUCAUUAACGAGCUGUUUUCGCCUACAGGACUGCCGCGGACUGGAGGUUUUUUGUUUGUCGCACCAUUCUCUGUAAACCCUAGUCACUGUCGUGCGUGAAAAGCCCAGGAGGGGGGCCACCUGGCAGGUGCGCCGAUCCAGUAUUCUGGAUCCGGCGCGCCUGGCACCGACAAUCAUACCACGCUCAGAGUCGCUUAGGUCACUCGUUUUGCCCAUUCUAACGUUCAAUUGAACAGUAACUGAAUGCCUCGAUGCCUGUCUGCCCGCUUUAUAUACAGUGAGGGAAAAAAGUAUUUGAUCCCCUGCUGAUUUUGUACGUUUGCCCACUGACAAAGAAAUGAUCCGUCUAUAAUUUUAAUGGUAGGUUUAUUUGAACAGUGAGAGACAGAAUAACAACAAAAAAAUCCAGAAAAACGCAUGUCAAAAAUGUUAUAAAUUGAUUUGCAUUUUAAUGAGGGAAAUAAGUAUUUGACCCCCUCUCAAUCAGAAAGAUUUCUGGCUCCCAGGUGUCUUUUAUACAGGUAACGAGCUGAGAUUAUGAGCACACUCUUAAAGGGAGUGCUCCUAAUCUUAGCUUGUUACCUGUAUAAAAGACACCUGUCCACAGAAGCAAUCAAUCAAUCAGAUUCUAAACUCUCCACCAUGGCCAAGACCAAAGAGCUCUCCAAGGAUGUCAGGGACAAGAUUGUAGACCUACACAAGGCUGGAAUGGGCUACAAGACCAUCGCCAAGCAGCUUGGUGAGAAGGUGACAACAGUUGGUGCGAUUAUUUGCAAAUGGAAGAAACACAAAAGAACUGUCAAUCUCCGUCGUCCUGGGGCUCCAUGCAAGAUCUCCCCUCGUGAUCAUGAGAACGGUGAGGAAUCAGCCCAGAACUACACGGGAGGAUCUUGUCAAUUAUCUCAAGGCAGCUGGGACCAUAGUCACCAAGAAAACAAUUGGUAACACACUACGCCGUGAAGGACUGAAAUCCUGCAGCACCCGCAAGGUCCCCCUGCUCAAGAAAGCACAUAUAUAGGCCCGUCUGAAGUUUGCCAAUGAACAUCUGAAUGAUUCAGAGGAGAACUGGGUGAAAGUGUUGUGGUCAGAUGAGACCAAAAUCGAGCUCUUUGGCAUCAACGCAACUCACCGUGUUUGGAGGAGGAGGAAUGCUGCCUAUGACCCCAAGAACACCAUCCCCACCGUCAAACAUGGAGGUGGAAACAUUAUGCUUUGGUGGUGUUUAUUUGCUAAGGGGACAGGACAACUUCACUGCAUCAAAGGGACGAUGGACGGGGCCAUGUACCGUCAAAUCUUGGGUGAGAACCUCCUUCCCUCAGCCAGGGCAUUGAAAAUGGGUCGUGGAUGGGUAUUCCAGCAUGACAAUGACCCAAAACACACGGCCAAGGCAACAAAGGAAUUGCUCAAGAAGAAGCACAUUAAGGUCCUGGAGUGGUCUAGCCAUUCUCCAGACCUUUAAUAUCAUAGAAAAUCUGUGGAGGGAGCUGAAGGUUUGAGUUGCCCAAACGUCAGCCUCGAAACCUUAAUGACUUGGAGAAGAUCUGCAAAGAGGAGUGGGACAAAAUCCCUCCUGAGAUGUGUGCAAACCUGGUGGCCAACUACAAGAAACGUCUGACCUCUGUGAUUGCCAACAAGGGUUUUGCCACCAAGUACUGAGUCAUGUUUUGCAGAGGGGUCAAAUACUUAUUUCCCUCAUUAAAAUGCAAAUCAAUUUAUAACAUUUUUGACAUGCGUUUUUCUGGAUUUUUUUGUUGUUAUUCUGUCUCUCACUGUUCAAAUAAACCUACCAUUAAAAUUAUAGACUGAUCAUGUCUUUGUCAGUGGGCAAACGUACAAAAUCAGCAGGGGAUCAAAUACUUUUUUCCCUCACUAUAGCAAGCCACGGCCACGUGACUCACUGUCUGUAGGAGCAGUCCAUUAUCGUGAACGGGGUACCUAAAUAAAUUAAAGCUUUGGGUGGGGAGAUGGGCUCUAAUACAGCACAGCGGGCAUGACUUUCUCCCUCUGCUUAUGCAACUAAACAUGUAUGUAUUUGCAGCAGUGACUAACUAGAUGUGGAAUGCCCUGGAUAUUUGGAAUGAAAAGCUCGGUCGGAGCCUUACUAUCGUAUCGAGCGACAAAGGCGGCACACACACACACAUGCUCACAGCUGCUUUUUUUAACCUAGCAACAGGGCCUAUCUGGGGAUCAACCAUGCAGGAGUGGAUAGAGAGAGGGAGAGAAAGGGAGAGAGCUUGACCUGCUGACCAGAGCGGCUCCAUGCCUGAGUGGCGUGUACAGUGUGGUGAUCCUAAUGCCCUGGGGGCGGGGGUGUGGAGAGCAGGGAGCACGCAGCAGGCAAGAAGAGGCAUGUUGGAGAGAGGGGGGGUUUGGGACUGAUGUAUUUUUCAGCUCAAAGAGGCUAAUCCGGGUUCUUAUCCCACUUGCAGCUAAAAUGGAGCACUGGGCAGAGAGCUGGGAGAGGGGGAGGGGAGCGAUGGGUAUAGAGGGGGGAGGGGCACGGCAAGGGGGGUUGUGGCAGGCAGGCAGCAGCAUCAUCACAAACAGUGCCCCCUCUUUAACCACACAAUGUUGCUACCUAAUGCCAGUUCAGCUGAGGUCACCCACAAAGGUCCUCUGUAGCUCAAUUGAUAGAGCAUGGCGCUUGUAACGCCAGAAUAGUGGGUUCGAUCCCCGGGACCACCCAUACGUAAAAAUGUAUGCACACAUGACUGUAAGUCGCUUUGGAUAAAAGCGUCUGCUAAAUGGCAUAUUAUUAUUAUUAUUAUUAUUAUUAUUAUAGAGCAGUAACGGCACACACACACUGGAUGUCACGCUGGCAGGCGAGGGACGGGGUAUCCACCAUAAUGGUGAAACGAGUGCGUGUUGAGAUUAUUACACUGGAGCUGCUGCUUUGGCAACGAGGCACAAUCACAUCUUAUCUCUCUUUCAUGAAGCCCUGUAAAGGGACUGUGCCAGGAUGGGCGCCUGCGAACCAAACAGGCUUUAGACAGAUACACUAACUCACUCAAUCACCAAGCCUGUGGCUCCACAGUUAACAGGGGCUACUAGAUUAAAGCUAGUUUUUACUGAAUCAUUAGGGAUCAAAUCGUCUGAUUUCAGAGUACUGUGUCCAGGUUUCGUGUGUGUGUGUUAGUUUAACUAUCCUUGUGGGUACCAGAAGUCCUCACAAGGAUAGUAAAACAAGGAAAAUUCGGACAAGCGGGGACAUUUUGCCAGUCCCCAUGUGGAAAAAUGCUAUUUUAGGCUUACGGGUUAGGUUUAGGGUUAGGGUUACAAUUAGGGUUAGGGGUUACGGUUAGGUUUAGGGUUAUGGUUAGGUUAAGGUUAGGGUUAGAUUUAGGGUUAGGGAAAAUAUAAUUUUGGCUGGGAAUCAAUUAUUUGGUCCCCACAAGGAUAGCAAUACAAAACUGUGUGUGUGUGUGUGUGUUAGAGCUGGGUGAUUUGGACAAAAUCCAUGUCACGAUAAAUUGACUGAAUUAUCAUGAUGACGAUAAAUCAAACGAUACGUUUAUAACAUUGAUGUACAACACAGUUAUUUUUUUAUAUUACCCUUAAAAUUACUACUAUUACUUUGAAUGCUGUAGCUAUCAAUUGUCCCAUUAACAUGCACCCAUAUUAGCAAACGUAUUUCAUUUCAAACUUCGCAUUUCUCUAGUAGGGCCCUAUAGGUUAUUUAUCAUAAUGAACAAUAUCAGCACUAUGUCCACGAUAAAUGCGGUCGGUUUAUCAUCCCAGCUCUAGUGUGUGUGUGUGUGUUUUCGUGCGCGCGUGUAUGUGUGACUGAGAGUGAGAUAUCCUCUUGAUUUAACCGUCACUCUCAGUGACACUAAGCCGGAUAGAUUUGGCUGAUUCCCAGCCCCAGAGAGACCCAGCUAGAAAUGCAUUUUAUAAAAAUGACAUCAGCCAGCUAGAGUUGAGCCCAUAUCAGCCCUACAUUAUGAACACAGUGACCGCAACACGUAACCCAUUUAGUUUUUCACAUUCUUGGCAAAGUUAUUAACAAAAUCCUCUUUCAGCACUCCUUGAUUUUGAGUACAUCCUACAAUAAUCCUUUUGUCCAGGCAUAAUCUAGAUUGAUCUAAUUUUACUCUCUCUGUCUUUCUCUCGCUCUCUUUCCCUCUCCCUCCCUCUCUGUCCCCUUCCCUCCAUAGCAACAUCAAACCCGGUUACCCCGAAGCCUCCUGUCUUCACCACCCUGAUGUACUCGUUGGUGCCCAUCAUAGGCAUCACUGCUAUCAUCCUCUUCUCCUUCUGGAUGUACCGCCAUCACAAAUUGGCAUACCCGCCAGUCCUGGUGCCCACACAGGUAAGAUAACACAUGUACAAAACCCUCUUUAGUUGCAAAAACAGAUGUAGCUAGCUAUGCAAUGACCAUGUAAUAGACUAGCUACUGUAUAUCAAUGAUGGUUGUUCUCAUUGGAGUUCACCUGUAGCUAGCAUUUGAUCUGUGUUGGCUGGAUGGUGGAAGCAAGGUAUUCCAAGUGUUCACAGAUAUGCCACUGUAGAUGCAACACCUGACUGUGACCCGCUUUGUUGAUCAACUUUUCCUCCAUCAUGACUAAUGUCGGUGAGAGCAGUACUAUGACUUUUAAUCACCUGUAUGACACAGAUCAGUUGCUAUGAGUUGUAUUGCUUACUGUACUUGAGCUUGUGCUGUUAGUAGCCUGAGAGUCUGUAGUCAGCAGCUGUAGAGGAGACUGCGCUCACAUUUUCUUUUCUUUCCUCCGUCCCUUUUUUGGAGAAAUUACGCCUCUUCAGGAAAUGUAGCCCCCCUCAUUCCCUUGCUUUGAUGUGAUGGGACAGAGCAUUUACUGAGCCUAUCUGCCAUUGACACACACACACACGCAUAAAUGAAUGCUCAAAGUGCAUGUGAAAUCUCCAUGAAAGCCUGGCUGUGCCAAAGCUAAGGCCCCAGAUACUUGGCAGUUUGGCAGAAAUGUUAGUACAUAACGCACUCAGAGAAGUGAAUUCUAAGAACAUAAGUCUAUUAUAACGUCUUCCAUUGCCUCAACUAGCAUCUAAAAUCAGUGAACACAAUGAUUCCAGAAAAUAAGAUUUUGCUCUUUCUUUACAGUAUAGUACCAUACCAUCCCACCUCUACCCUCUUGGGUGUGAUAGGGAUGCAUCAAAGUAUGGACACCUUUCACAUAUGGUCAGUUCUUUGGCAUCAAGCCAGUGAAGCCAUUCAAGUAGGCCACUGUAUUCUGCUCAUGUUGGAGUUAGUGGGAGCUGUGAAGUGGAUGUGAGAAACCAUGCUGUUUUUUUAUGUUCUGCUCUCAUCUUUAUUUACCCAGUGUUGUGGCUGGCUGUGUUCGAUGUGUCCUUUCAGAUUUGUCUGAAGGUGAGCCACAGCUGCAACAGGCUCAAGUUAAAGGACAACUCCGCCACUUUUAACAAUUGGGUUGUUAUUAUAUAAUAAUAAUAAUAAUAAUAAUAAGCCAUUUAGCAGACGCUUUUAUCCAAAGCGACUUACAGUCAUGCGUGCAUACAUGUUUGUGUAUGGGUGGUCCCGGGGAUCGAACCCACUACCUUGGCGUUACAAGCGCCGUGCUCUACCAGCUGAGCUGAAGUAUUUAGUGAUGUCCUGCACAGUUUUUGUUUAAUUUUAUGUUUUCAUGACUGUUUAGUGAUUAGCAAAACCGGAAAUCGCUUCUCUGUUACGUUUUUGAACACUACCGAGUUCCAAACUGCCUCUGGUAGGAGAUGACUAAUACAAGAAAUUAUGCACAGUCAUUUUCAGUGAUCUAUGUAACCCGUCUGUCGUUUUCUGAUCAUACUGGAACUCCCUGCUAUAUGUUGCUCUGGUUGUCUGUCUAACAACAUUUGUAAAUAUUUUUAAAUUGACGCUCAAAAACCUAUAGAAUGAUACACUAUAUAUACAAAACUAUGUGGACACCCCUUCAAAUGAGUGGAUUCGGCUAUUUCAGCCACACCCAUUGCUGACAGGUGUAUAAAAUCGAGCACACAGCCAUGUAAUCUCCAUAGACAAACAUUGGCAGUAGAAUGGCCUUACUGAAGAACUCAGUGACUUUCAACGUGGCACCGUCAUAGGAUGCCACCUUUCCAACAAGUCAGUUUGUCACAUUUCUGCCCUGCUAGAGCUGCCCUGGUCAACUAUAAGAGUUGUUAUUGUGAAGUGGAAACGUCUAGGAGCAACAACGGCUCAGCCGCGAAGUGGUAGGCCACACAAGCUGACAGAACGGGACCGUCGAGUGCUGAAGCGCGUAAAAAUCCUGUGUCCUCAGUUGCAACACUCACUACCGAGUUCCAAACUGCCUCUGGAAGCAACGUCAGCACAAUAAAUGUUUGUCGGGAGCUUCAUGAAAUGGGUUUUCAUGGCCGAACAGCCGCACACAAGCCUAAGAUCGCCAUGCGUAAUGCCAAGCGUCGGCUGGAGUGGUGUAAAGCUCGCCGCCAUUGGACUCUGGAGCAAUGGAAACGCGCUCUCUGGGGUGAUGAAUCAUGCUUCACCAUCUGGCAGUCCGACGGACAAAUCUGGGUUUGGCGGAUGCCAGGAGAACGCUACCUGCCCCAAUGCAUAGUGCCAACUGUAAAGUUUGGUGGAUGAGGAAUAAUGGUCUGGGGCUGUUUUUCAUGGUUCUGGCUAGGCCCUUUAGUUCCAGUGACGGGAAAUCUUAACGCUACAGCAUACAAUGACAUUCUAGACAAUUCUGUGCUUACAACUUUGUGGUAACAGUUUGGGGAAGGCCCUUUCCUGUUUCAGCAUGACAAUACCCCCGUGCACAAUGCAAGGUCCAUGCAGAAAUGGUUUGUCGAGAUCGGUGUGGAAGAACUUGACUGGCCUGCACAGAGCCCCGACCUCAACCCCAUCGAACACCUUUGGGAUGAAUUGGAACGCCGACUGCGAGCCAGGCCUAAUCGCCCAACAUCAGUGCCCGACCUCACUAAUGCUCUUGUGACUGAAUGGAAGCAAGUCCUCGCCGCAAUGUUCCAACAUCUAGUGGAAAGCCUUUCCAGAAGAGUGAAGGCUGUUAUAGCAGCAAAGGGGGGACCAACUCCAUAUUAAUGCCCAUGAUUUUGGAAUGAGAUGUUCGACGAGCAGGUGUCCACAUACUUUUGGUCAUGUAGUGUAUUUAUAGUCAGCCUAUUCCAAUAUUUGUCUGUUGUUCAAGACUCAAACUCCCAUGAUUCCAUUCGACAAAACCACUCCCACCAUCAUCGACCGAAGUUGCAGCUCCAGCAGCCAUUGUGCCCUUUCCAAAUAGCCUAUAUUUUCAAAUUGAAUUACUUGUAAACAUCAUACAUUUUAUUAGUUCCAAGAGGCCUCCAGUGUUGUUGGAUGGUUGCUUGGUCGCUGAGGCUGUAUUUGUCUGUUAUCGUAGAAAACACUUUAUUUCAGAUGCAGCAGGUUUAGCUACUUAGCUAGCUAGCAUUGCUAGCGUUAGCACCAAAGAGACAGACUGAGAGAUACUAGGAUUCUGUAAUGAUUUGCCUGUAAAAUCCAUAAAAAAUUAUGUGUUUUUUUAACAGGUCUAAAUGUUGUUUAAGACAGCCGCUAAGAUGAAACAAUUAUUUCGGAUGCAGCAGUCGGGCUAGCUAGCAUGCUAACUAGUUGCAUUAACUCAGUGUUAGGGUUAGCAGAGCUAGCUACUCAGAAUCUACAUUCAAAUUAUUUAUUCGUGUAUUGCAGUUUUUUGGUGACAAUGACAUGAGCAUAUAUUCAGCAUGACAUUUAUGGAAGCAUAAUAUAUUUUCAACCCAAAAGUAAUGUGAAAUGCACAUAGCUUAUGAUAUAAGCAAUAUAUUUUGACUAAGCUUUCUUCAGGGUUUGAUAGCCAGCUAGCUAAGUGGCUGACUAAGUGGAGCAUUGCUUUAUAGGCAACGAAAUGCACCCUGGGAAUCGUAGUAUGCUGUAGACGAGGGCAAUACAGACGCUUCAAAAUUACAAAAACUAGGAAUCGUGCAGUAUUACUAACAAAAACAAUAAAACAUCAAAAUGUGCAUAAAAUAGUAGUGCAUAUACAGUAUACUAACAGCAUAAUAACUGGUUAUAAAGUGGCAGAGUUGUCCUUUACAGUCAUGCCCAUUUCCUUAAUUCAGCGGUCAUGUCGACCCUUUCUGAGACUCCUGAGCAGAGGGGCUCUCGACCUCUCUUCACAAUGAGACCAUCAGUGCUGCUUUUAGAACCAAUGUCCAGUCCACCUCAUGGGUCUUAUAAUAGUCAGAAGACACAGAUCGACAUACUGUACAUGAGAUCCUGACUGUCUUGGUACGGGUGUACAGUGUAUCUGUUAGUAAAGUUCUGAUAGAAAAAAGGCUGGUUAGGCCUCCCUAUGAUGUGUGGUUCUUUCUCAGUAUGGCCGUUCUAUGCAAGUACAGUAUCUGAUAAUAAUGGGGGGGGGGGGGGGUUGAAGUGUGUGUGUAUGUGUGUGUGGUCCUCGCCCACUCAUCAUCACCCGCACCACAGCACAGAACACUGAGCACAGGAAAGCGUUCGCUCGUUCCGAGAGGAGAGGGGGAGGGUUGGAUUAAUAAUGCAUGCUCUCGCUCUCUUUCUCCCUCGCUCUUGCUCUCGCUCUCUCUUCAUCUCUACCCCUCCCCCUCCCUCACGGCUAUAAAAAGGCUUGCUGCACACAGGUCAAUGAGACAUGCCUGAGUUUGAUCAAUAACAAGCCAUGUUUUCGUUUAUGCUGGCUUCCCACCCCCAUGCUGCAGCUCUCUCUCUCUGCUGUUAUCUACUGGACCAAUUACAGCAAGCAGGAGUCAUUAUAUAUAAUAUAUACUGCUGCACAUGAAGUGCUUUUCAUGCUAUGCAUUCUUCCCAAACAAGUUGAGGUAUGCAUUUACACAAUGCGUGCUGGCCAUUACCAUAUAUCAUAUCGAUUGCACAGCAGCAGUAACAAAGGAGAUCCACUGUAAAGAUUAACAUUAAAUCUCUGCAUAGCAUGCACUAGCGACUAGCUGAAUGCUCUCUCUCUCUCUCUCUCUCUCUCUCUCUCUCACACACACACACACACACACAGUCUUGUUUAACUAACCUUGCGGGGACACACAAUUUAUAACCAUUCUAAAUCCUAUUUUCCCUAUCCCUUACCCUAAUCCAAACCUUAACCCCAAAACCUAACCUUAACCUUAAACCUAACCCUAACUCUUAACCCUAAAACUAACCAUAACUCCUAAACCUAAUUCUACUUUAACCCUAAACCCUCUAGAAAUAGCAUUUGACUAACAAAAUGUCCCCAGUUGAUCACAUUUUUGUUAGUUUACUAUUCUUGUGGGGACUUCUGGUCCCCAAAAGUAUAGUUAAACACGUCCACACACAGACACACACACACACACACACACACAGAUUGGUCACUCCUCUGGUCUGCUCUUUGGCCAGGGCUCACCCUUCUCGACCUCCAUUCCCAGAGUGCAAUGUGAUCCGAGAGAAAAGGAGAAGAGAGAGAGGGAUAAGAGAGGAGAGGAGUGCUUGUUCAUUAUUCAUCAACCUUCUAAAGGCACCCUCUGAGUAAGCAUGUCCUUCAGCAGAGACAGGGAAAGAGAGAGAGGGCGCAAGGGCUUUUAACCCUACUUAAUGUCCCUCCAACACUUGCUUUCCCUCCACUACCAAGGUCUCACUGAAGUGACAGACAGACAAAUCAAGACAGAGUGCACCUGUCUUGUCGUAUUCUGCUUACUGCCACCUGGGUCCUUUUAAGUCCUUGGUCUGCUUUAUUUCACAGGCGCAGGUGUUACCAUUGCCUGGAAUUGUAUUUCAUACUCUUAUUUAUACUCUUGUCUUGACUCUGACAUUCUCCUGGGCUUUAUUUGUUGUUCAGGCUCUUGCGUGUGUGCACACACAUACACAUGCAUCACUUGCACACUCACUCAAAUUAAUUUACAUGUUACAGUAGCAUUUAGCUGCAGCAGCGCUGCCAGGGAUGUGUGUGUGUUUGUGCACAUUUGCGUGCGCAUGCUCGUGUGCUUGUGAGAACAGUGUGUGCUCGCUUGGCGGUGUGUCAGGGGAGGGAAGGGACCAGAAGCGUAAUCACACUCUCUAACAGCCAUUGCGAAAUUCUGGGGGAAUUGUUGGCAGCCACUGAAAUGCUUACCGUCAACUUGUAAUUUUUAUAGCAUCCUGGGGCUGAACACUCUGUAAUAUGCACACAGAGGUGGGCUUGAAAACCUGGAGUUAGCAGUAGCCUCUUUCCUCACACACAUGCUAAACAUAGUACCAUAGAGACACACACCAUUACUAUGUAUGAUUUACCCCGUGAGUACUGUUACUCACUCACUUCACCCCUAUUGCCUUAGCCAGUUGUGCGUGAAUGGUGUAGGAAUGAAUUGGCUGGCGCUUCAAUACGAUGGUUUUGUAACGGGGUGUAAAGUAACGAGAAAGAGAAAGCUUUCUGAGGCAGACAGGCGGCCUAAUGGACUCUCAGACGCUGUCGUGACUUGAAAACUUGGCUGCAGGUGAGCAGCGGAACUCACGGUUGACUGGUUACUCAUUCCAGAUGUUGCUUUGUAAAAAUGUCCCACUCUUAUUGUUCGCCUCCACAGCUUCCAGUGAACUGAAUUGAGGUCAGUUGAUGGCACGGUUGACUCCCAGGACAAACCAUGGUGUCCCCUGAUCCUAGGUCAGGUCAUAAGAAGGAGAGGAGUGGUGUUAUAUCCUCUGUCCAUAGGUCAUCAGCUCAGUUGUCAUUUCUUUUGCCACUCUCUGUGCUUCCAAUGCUUCCAUGUCUCUCAUGCUGGAAAUGUUUUCUUUCCUUAACUAGCACGCCUUUCAUAUUAUGAUAGAGGUAAGAGAAGUCUCUCUCAUUCAGCAAUUGGGUACAAUCUGUUCACUGAGGACUGUUUUAUUGGUUGGAUUUGUUUUUGCAUCUCUUAUGAAUAUGAUUUAUCAUAUCCUUCAAGCUUGAGCCUGCCACCUCCUCAAAUACACUAUUCAUUUCUAUUUAAGUUGUAACUACGCACUGUAUUUUACUUUUGUGAUGCUCCUUAAUGGUGUUUAAUUGUGCACGGAUAUAUGUUAAAUCCACUGUCCUGCUUGGGAUUCUGCAGCAGAAUCGAAGUGCAUGGACCGAUGCCUCCGUGGUUGGAACGCAAGAAACUGAGCAUGUUGUGAAUGCAGCCAAAGAACGUGAUGGUGAAAUUAUCGAUAUGGUGGCUUAUAUCAAUGUGGGGUGGAAGGGAGGGGUGGGAGAAUGGAGGCUAAGAACACACACACACACAAACACAGACACACACACAUACAGUUAUAGGCUACUUAAAUAUAAAAUAACCAAAUAACCAUUUUGAACAGAAGCAAACCACCACCUGCUGGUUUGCUUUAUAUCUAAGUCAGUACAACGAUAACCAUUCUCAAUAUCUUGUAAACAACAGUAUUGAUUCGCCUGUUGAAGACAAAAGAAUGCCUCACAAAGAUGAUAAAUGUUAGGCCUCUCCGCCCUGUCCUAGCCUACAUGGACAACUGGACCAUAAAAAUGGCAUUGUUUUCAUUUUUAGUUAGCAGUGCCUGUGCAAUGAUUGACACUUGAGAGAAUAGAAAUGUAAACAUGACCUUGAACACUGUGAACGCAGCUAGAGGUGCAGGGUGUGGCUGGGGUUAGGCCUGAGCUGCAUGCUUUAGCCCAGGCUAUAAAUCCUGUCCUAUAUGUUUCCCUCUUUCACUUGGUUUCCCUCCUCCUUCCUGUUCCACCCUUUGCUGGCAUUAAUCAGUAUAUUCUUUGUUCCCUUCCCACUGUGGCUGUACACAUACAGUAGCAAUGUGCAUGCAGGCCAUUAUGUGUACACCCCAUGGGGAAAGACAACCAUUCUGUGUAGAUAUAGAGGUUCACUACUACUUUCCCUGCUGUUCAACUCAACCAUUAGAGGACCAAUAACGAACACAAUAUUAUUAUGUGACCUGCAGGCUAUAGAUAUUGUGGUCCUCCAGGUCUGUGAGUGAGUUGAGUGGCAGCAGAGAUGUUCUGCUUUGAUAAGAGACCCAGAAACCCACAGCUAGUUUACACAGGAAACAGACCAUCGCUUCUGCUGACAAAUGUUUUUUAUCUGAUGGAAAAGGUCACUAUACGCCUAUAGGUUCUGGGCAGAAUCAUUCACACACACAGCCAUAUGAACACCCCACCUACACCUCCGGACAUAAACCCAUAGGUUCAACAUACUAUAGUCUAUAGACCUACAACAGAUUCUGUAGACACAUAAAGGUCAUGCUCAGUCAGUAUUGCGACUAGAACACCCCUUUAUCAAUCUGUCAUCAAAAUUAUAAUCCUGCCUUUGAAGUUCUCUUCCUUGAUGGAAUCAAGGUAAAGGUGUCUCUCUUUAGUACUGUCUGGAGCUAUGAUGGAUAUGUCCAUUAAACAGGAUCUAUAGGUAGCGCAGACCAGAGCCAUAUGCCUAUAUAGACAUGGCUCCAGUGCAGACCAGUCACAAAGAAAGGCCCAGACGAGUCCAUGUAAACUCCUAGUUCCAGAUCAGGAACUGUAGUCCCAUUACUUUACCUCAAACUAAAUAAUCAACCCACCUCUGUUAUCUUUCAAAGGGACUAUUGAGGCACCUGGACUGGUAUAUCCUUUUUACACUAUUGAGCCAAACCGAGCCGGAAAGAACAAUGUGAAAAGAAAAUAUCCUAGCCAGCACAGUACGGUUCGGCCCGGCCCUUUAGUGUGAAUCAGGUACUAGAUUCCCAGCAGACCAGGACUGAGCAUCCCUGUUGAAUAAUUACGUGCUGCAGUAGUCAAUCAGUCAGUCAGUGUAGUCCGUCCCCUGCUACUCUACAGUAAGUAGGUCAGACCUCAUCCAGUAGUCCAGAGAGGAGACAGAGGUUGGUGAUUAAGUUUAACAAGCUCACCACUUCCCUAGCCCCCAUAAGCCCCUUCUGUCAAAGCUUCAUAGUGCCCAGCCCAGCAGCUGCUCAAAAGUUUCCCUUUUCUUUGACUUGAGGCUAUGGCCCAACCAUUGACCCUGCUACACUGCAGCCAUUUUGUAUACUACUUCUUUAGUCACUGCAGUAUGCCGAUAUGCAAAGCGUUGCACUUGAUGCUUGGUCUCUGUGUAAUAAACAGUGAGGUUGAUGUGUCUUUUUCUCUCCUCUCCACUGCAGGACCCAGGGCCCUUGCUUCCUUCCCCCAUCCUGGGUCAGAAGCCAUUGCAGUUGAUUGAGAUCAAAGCCAGGGGGCGCUUCGGCUGCGUGUGGAAGGCUCAGCUACUCAACGAUUACGUGGCUGUCAAAAUCUUCCCAAUUCAGGUACAGGACUGUUAGCCACUAACUAACCACCAGCAGCAGAAUGCAGGGCUAUGGGGGGAGGCUUUCCCUAAUUCUUUGUGAGGGUAGAGGAGAGGAGAGCGUCGUCAGUCUUAAAGUUCCAGGCCCUAACUAAUCCUCCUGGGCUGACCAGCCCUUUAGCUUAGAGGCCAAUCACUAAGCCCACAGUGGCCUCGAUUGACCACUAAGCACCAACUGACAUAAUGACAGAACAUGCAUACAGUCAAGUCCAUAAUUAUUGACACCCUUGAUAAAGAUGAGCAAAAAAGACUAUAAAAUAAAGAAUACAAAUACUGAGCUGUAUUGUAUGCUAUUUUUUGUUGUUGAAAAUUAUAUUAUUUUAUACUAAUACAAUUGCUCAGAGAAACAGAUUUUGUUUUAACAAGUAAUACAAAAUAUAUUUAAAAAAAAAAGACAGGUCAAAAGAGCUCUAUUUUCAUGUAAUCCAUAGCACCGCUUCCAAUCCAAGUGCCAAUGCCGUUUAGCAAACUCCAGGCGGUACUAUUGUCAGAUGACCUGAAAAUAGAGCUCUUUGACCACGCACACCAGUGGUAGGUUUGGCAUCGGAAAACAGAUGCAUAUGCAGAAAAGAACCUCCUACCUACUGUAAACUAUAGUGGUGGAUCUUUGAUGUUAUGGGGCUACUUCCACUGGUUCUGGGGCCCUUGUUAAGGUCGACGGCAUCAUGAAUUUACCAAGUACCAGAACAUUUUAGCCAAAAACCUGAAAACUUGGCUGCAAGUGGAUCUUCCACUAAGACAAUAACUCUAAGCACACAUCAAAAUCCACAAAGAAAUAGUUAAUUGACCACAAAACCAACAUUUUUGCAAUGGCCAGCUCAGUCUCCGGACUUGAACCCCAUUGAAAACCUGUGGUUUGAAUUGAAGAGGGUUGUCCAUAAGUGCAGACAAAGGAUAUCAAGGAUCUGGAAAGAUUCUGUAUAGAGGAUUGGUCUAAGAUCACCCCAAUGUGUUCUCCAAUCUCAUAAAACAUUUUAGAAAAAGGCUCAGUGUCGUUAUCCUCGCAAUGGGAGGUUGCUGGAGUAUUGAAAACAGGGGUGCUAAUAAUUUUGACCCCGAUCUGUUUUAGAUUGUUUUUUAUUACUUGUUAAACAAAAUCUCUUUCUCUUAGCAAUUGUAUUAGGAUUAAAGGAUAUAAUUCAGCAUACAAUAUAGCUCAUUAUUUGAAUUAUUUAUUUAUACUGUCUUUUUUGGAAAGAAGUGGAGGGCACUGAACCAACUUGAGUCGAGGUGCAACCAAAAAAUGUAAUCAUAAUUGAAAAGGAAAAGUCGCAACGCUCGCUCGCCGUUAAAAAUGAAUUCUUCAUAGUCUUUUUUGCUGAUCUUUAUCAAGGGUACCAAUAACUUUGGACCUGACUGUAUAUUAUACUGUUUUAACCGGUUAAAGAACGUUUUUUUUUUGUGUCUUUUGACAAUUUGUUUACCCUACCAAAUACUUUGCAAUCUAAUAGUGGGGGGAAAUCCAAUACUCACUAGUUGUUAUACAUCUGACUUUAUAGUGAAUUUGUGGCCUUGUUUGUCAUUAUCAGGACAAGCAGUCAUGGCACAAUGAGUAUGAAAUCUACAACCUGAGCGGGAUGAGGCAUGAGAACCUUCUCCACUUCCUGGGAGCGGAGAAGAGGGGCACCAACAUGGACAUAGAGCUGUGGCUGAUCACAGCCUACCACGAGAAGGUACAGCCCCCCCCCCCCUGCUGGCCAAAGGACCACAGCACAAUCACAAAUUACAUUCAGCCUAGCUCAUUCAAGGUUCUCAUGCUAUAAUUUAACAAUUAUCCCAAUAAACAUUAAGAAGAUAAAGAUGUUUCUUUCUAAUUUUCAGAGAAUACUAGAAUGAUCUUUAUCUGUGUUGAAUAAACAUGCCCUCUAGUGGUUAGAAGUAGAACAAUCAGCUGGCAUUAUGUCAGACUGUGGUGGCAUGUUGAAGGUGAGACACAUUGCUAGGUGCUGUUAUAUUAACUGGCUGUAUACCUCCAUUUCCAGGGCUCGUUGACAGACUAUCUGAAGGCCAACGUGUUGUCAUGGAAUGAGCUGUGUCACAUAGCCCAGACCAUGUCCAGAGGCCUGGCCUACCUCCAUGAAGACAUUCCUGGUCUGAAGGAUGGACACAAGCCUGCCGUCGCCCACAGGUCAGCUCCCUGCUCUCUUACCUUCCCUGGUCAUCUAUCCUCCAUGUUUUUGUCUUCCAAUAAAUCGAUUAUAUUCUGUUUUAUUCUAUCCACUUCCUUCCUCCACAAACAAAAUAUCUCUGCUUCCGGAUAUUACACAACAUUAUUUAUGGAAAAUGAUGGGUAGCUUUCCUCUCAUUGGUGUGUUGUCUCAUUGGUGUGUUUCUGAUCUGCUGUGAUCCACAGGGACAUCAAGAGUAAGAAUAUCCUUCUGAAGUCCAACCUAACGGCCUGCAUUGCUGACUUUGGCCUGGCCCUGAGGUUUGAGGCUGGGAAAUCAGCUGGGGACACGCACGGACAGGUGAGCGAUGGGAUGUAGGUUGUGGAGAGACUGUUUGAUAGACUCCAUGAUGUCAAAAUGACUGGAUCAUUCUACAUCAUAGAAUAUGCUUGUCAAUAGUUGAACUUUGUAUUCCACAAUGAACUGUAAACUGUCCAAAACAAGCAUGACCGUUGAUUUAGAUUGAUAUCAAACAAAUCAGUGUGUGUGUGUUUGUCUAUCAUUUCCAGGUGGGCACCCGGAGGUACAUGGCCCCUGAGGUCCUGGAGGGGGCUAUCAACUUCCAGCGGGACUCAUUCCUGAGGAUAGACAUGUAUGCUCUGGGGCUGGUGCUGUGGGAGCUGGCCGCACGCUGCAAGGCUGCUGACGGUAAGAGCACAGUCCCUGGAAGCACCAUAUAGUAGGGGUGACCAAUCUUUCUCCUGGAGAGCACGAUUCUCUUCCAACCCUACUCUCAGGAGAGCUACCCUACCACAGGAUUUAGUUCUAACUUUACUCUGCACCUUGAUUAGCUGAAUCAGCUGUGCAAGUGUAGGGCUGGAGCAGAAGCCUGCAUACCCAGUAGCUCUCCAGGAGGGUUGUCCUUUCCUGCCAUAGUACUACCAUAGUCCUGGUCAAGGGCCACCACUGUCUAAGCAGGGAACCAGUCUGUUGUUAUGGAUUAUGUCUGUCUGGUUCCAUGGAGCAGUAUUGACCUGGCCUGGCCUAGCCCGUGUUGAUGUGUCGGUGAUCAGCAUGUGGAACACCCUGCACGACCUCUGUGGUUAUCACUGGAGGUCAACUCGGAGUUAGAGCUUGGUCAGAGGAACUCACCGGCUCAGAGAGAGACCUCCACUGGUCAAGAGCUGUUAUAAACUGGGUGGUUCGAGCCCUGAAUGCUGAUUGGCUGACAGCCGUGGUAUAUCAGACCGUAUACUACGGGUAUGACAAAACAUGUAUUUUUCCAGCUCUAAUUACGUUGGUAACCAGUUUAUAAUAGCAAUAAAGCAUCUCGGGGGCCAAUAUACCACAGCUAAGGGCUGUAUACAGGCACUCCGCGUUGCAUUGUGCAUAAGAACAGCCCUUAGCCAUGGUAUAUUGGCCAUAUACCACACCCCCUCGUGCCUUAUUGCUUAAUUAGACCACACAAAGCAUCAGCUCUGAAUUCCUUCUGAGAAACUCAGAGAGCACUGAUUGAGUUUUGACUACUGAUGUAUUUUCUUUAUUAGCUCAAAGGAACUAUUGGUAUAUUGAUUGCAUUUUGUUUUGUGAAUGGGUCACUGUGGUUUUGAGAUUUGUGUGUAACAUUGUGCUGUGUGUAUGUUCAGGCCCAGUGGAUGAGUACAUGCUGCCGUUUGAGGAGGAGAUUGGCCAGCACCCGUCCCUGGAGGACAUGCAGGAGGUAGUGGUCCACAAAAAGCUGAGGCCCACGCUCAGGGAGUGCUGGCAGAAACACGCAGUGAGUAGAUCAUAUACACCAUGUAUCUUAAACUAUAAUGUGACUGAAGAGGCAGUACAGUGACUACCACAAACUACCAAACCACAAACUACCAAAACCCAUCGUCAUGGAACAGUGAGGACAUAGAGUACAGAGAAGCUCUGCUGAGCAGAAAGAAUAGCACAACUACUGAACAGCUUUUUACAUUAACAUGACAAUGGGCUUUUAUAGCUAAAUAUAGCUCCAUGUUAAUUUCCCCGUAUAAGCCUGUCUCUCCCUGCCAUGGCCAAGGCCACUUCUUACCUCAUCUGUUUAUGUCUUGACUACGGUUAGCUAAGAUGGUUUGUCUGAAUCCCUACUGUCUGCAGAGCAUCCUAACUCGAGUCCAACGCAGACACUUAUUGAUCGGAGAAUGAUACCAUCUUUGAGGCCCGAUUUCUCUCCCCCCAGUCUAGAAGAUAGCGGCCAUUUCUGAAAUGUCUGCUGAGUGGCCUCCUUCUCACAGUUUCUGCACUAUCAGUGUCUCCUAUCGGAUCUGUUUUCAUCCUCACCCUGGCUAUUUCCUCUUCUGUGGAUCUGUAACAGUAGAUUAGUUAAGCUAAUGGCGUCUGGUCUCUCUCUGUCCACCAUGCCGCCCCACGGGCCUCGCUCGCUGUGUGUCAUUGUGCCCUUGUGUCGCAGAGGGUAAACACGCGUGUGCUAAUGUGUGUGCUCUGUCCCUCCCAGGGUCUGACCAUGCUGUGUGAGACCAUCGAGGAGUGCUGGGACCACGAAGCGGAGGCGCGUCUGUCGGCGGGGUGUGUGGAGGAGCGCGUGGUACAGAUGCAGCGCCUCAACAACGUCACCGCGCCCGAGGAGAUUGUCACAGUUGUCACCAUGGUGACCAAUGUGGACUACCCCCCCAAAGAGUCCAGCCUAUGA
Molecule: messenger RNA, 21220 nt
Organism: Coregonus sp. 'balchen'
Lineage: Eukaryota; Metazoa; Chordata; Actinopteri; Salmoniformes; Salmonidae
Source: the annotation of a GenBank genome assembly